AACCCUCAUCUCCCUCUCUAAUUGUAGGGUUUCAUUGUGUGUAGAACGGAGAAGAAGCUCUGAGGGUUUUACACAUUUCCAAAAUCCAUAGCUGUACAUGCAUGCUGCUUACAAGAUUUCCUCGUGACCAACUUAUAUCUUGCUCCUUCUUCAUUGUCCAUUUGUCGUAUCAGAAUAGCAGGAGCCACCAUAAUAUAGGUUUAGUUGCUCUGUGGUUUAGCAACAAAAGAAACUUAUGCACAUGGAAUUUUUCAGAACUGAGAAGCUAUCACAGCCAGAAAAUUUCAGAACCAAGAAAUGGAGGGCUUACUUCCAAUAGUCAUUUUUGUAAUCAUUCCUCUAGGAAAGUUCCGGUCCGUUUUGGUCAUUCUCCCAAAGUGUUAUCUGGUGAGACUUAUUCUGUUCUUCAAUCAAGUGGUUUUCAGCACUGGUUCAAGAACUGGCAAGAACAGAGAAAGCAUAAACUGACAGCAAGCACUUUUGGUGGGGCUGUUGGUUUUUGGCCUCGCCGCAGAGUCCAGCUUUGGUUAGAAAAGUUAGGGGCAAUUAAGCCAUUCAGCGGCAAUCUGGCUACCUGUUGGAGCAACAUUAAAGAAGAGGAAGCACUUGAAAGAUACAAGCUGAUAACAGGAAAUACUGUCUUGUUUCCUGAAUUUCAGGUCUAUGGUAAAAAGAAUCCAGAAGACAAUUGGCUUGCAGCUUCCCCAGAUGGGGUAGUUGAGAGGCUUGUCUAUGGACUGCAUUCCCGAGGAGUGCUGGAGAUAAAGUGUCCAUUUUUUAAUGGAGAUAAGAGCAUAGCUUCACCUUGGUCUCGAGUCCCCCUUUAUUGUAUUCCCCAAGCUCAGGGUUUAAUGGAGAUAAUGGAUCGGGAUUGGAUGGAUUUCUAUGUUUGGACUCUUAAUGGAAGCAGUUUAUUCAGGCUAUACCGGGAUGUAGAAUAUUGGGAUGUUCUAAAAAUAGCAUUAUCUGACUUCUGGUUUAAGCAUGUUCAACCAGCGAGAGAAUUGUGCAGUGAACAUGUGAUUACUAAUCCUCUCAUUGAAUUGCGAUCACUCAAGCCAGAGCCGAGACAUGAAUUAUGUAGGUACAUUGUUUAUGAAAGCAAACGCAUUGUUGAUAACUCCAAGUUAUUGAUGCGAGAAAUUCAUGGGAAAUUGCAAAACUGAUGCAUACAUUCGUUGAGUUUGGUUUGAUUAGAAGGGGGUAUCCAGAAUUCAGAUAGGGGAAGGCUGUAGAGGAGAAACCCAAUGUAGAAACUUUGAGCUUUUAAAUCUGCGGUCUGAAGCGAAAUGGAAUUUGUACCUGAGUAAUUGAGUACCAUUGUUGAGUAAGUAAAUGUUAAAUCAUUGGAACUGUUGCUUGUCUGAGUUACAAAGACAAUAUAUAUAUUGCCAGAGCAGGGAUAAAUCGUGAUGUUGCAGGAGAGAAUGCCGAAAUACAGUCCAUAACAUGGGUUAUAAGAGGAUGGAAUGCCUUUUCCUCCCUCUAUAGGUUCUUAAAUUUAUGUAACAGCUUCUCCUUCCCAAUGGAAGUUAUUACACACAAGGGAGCUUUAAAUCUAUGAUCUUAUUGGCUGGACUCCAGGAGCUGAGUUCUUGAUUAAUGUCAGGUACUAAUGUGGAUUUAAGUGAGAAAUUUUAGCAGUAAGCCUUGCUUUCUUUUGUCCUUUUACUAGUGGUUUGUCUAAAGAGUAAUCAUAUUUUUUUGGGUAUUAUGUUAUAUAACUAUUUAUGAUAUGUGAUAAAAAUUUAUUGAUGUGGCAAAAAUGUACACCAAAAUACAGAAAACAUUUACAAUGGGCACCAAGAGGCUAUCCCAAAAAAGAGAGAAUGCAAAAAACAAGUCUCUUCCUUUGCUAGAUCUCAACCAAUCUACAAAAUCAACUAAAGACAUUGAGUUUUGUUUUACAUACAACCAAACUUAUAAUAAAAUAUUAAUUAGGAAUGGAUAUUUCAGCUUUUGAUAAAAAUACAUAAAGGUGUGGUUCUCUAUACCUUCUUACAUUUUCUUCCUACAAAGUAAUUAUGCCAACUUAAAAGGGUCUCUUUAACCAUGGAAGGGAACACCUCAACUAUGCUAAAUAAAGAAAAGAUGAACUAUCAUAAAACCCUUGUUUUGGCACAAUGAAUGAGAAUGCGAUCAAUUGAUUCUUCUUUGUCUUCAUAGAGAAAAUAUCUAUUCAUUAGAGACAAUCCUCUCUUUUGAAGUUGAUUUAAUGUCAACACCUUCUCUAACUAGCUCCUUCGCCAAAAAAUAACCGCUUUAUACGAGACAUGUGAAUUUUAAUUAUGCUUGUUGGGAAGAAACUUGAUCACCUAGUUCUAAAACAAAAUAGGGAGAUUUAAUAGAAAAAACUGUUGUUUGAAUCUAUCCAAAUUACUUUACCCUACUUUUUUAUUUUGAUAGGUAAAUAAAGGACUUGCAUUAGAAAUGCCUAAAAGCGGCGAAAGUAGUACACACGAAGUAUACAAACAACAUCCAAAAAAAAUUAGGUGGUAAGAAGAUAAAAAAGGCCUUCCCCUUGCUUGACAAACAACUAAUCUAUGAAGUCAAUCGUAGACAAAGUGUGAUCCUCUAUAUAUACCUUAGCUCAAUUCACAAAAGUAUACAAGAAAAAAAAUUUAAUAGCUUGGUCGGAUCACUCAACAUCAUUGAAAGCUCUUCCAUUCCUUUUCUUCCAUAAAGUCCACAUUAAGCAUAAUGGGGCAACCCUCCAUGCCUUCUCCCUUUCUUUACCCACAAAAGAGUUGUACCAACUUAGCAACUUCCUCCUAACUGAGGAAUGUAUAACCCAUUGCACACCGAAAAGAGAGUAGAUCAAAUUCCACAACAUUCUAGCCUUGCCACAAAACAGGAUUAGGUAGUCAAUGGUUUCCUCCUCUUCUUUGCACAAGGAAAAUAAUAUAAAUAAAACACCAAAAAAGAAGCACCAAAGCACAUAAGAUGUAUAUAGUGACCGCUAGAAGGUGUGAAAAAAAGGAUAAGGGAAAACAAAAAACUACUCCCCUUCGAUAAGAACCUAACCAAUCAAUGAAGUCAAAUGAGGAUGUACCAAAGUACACAAGAUGUAUAUAGCGGCUGCCAUAAGAUGUGAAAAAAAGGAUAAAGGAAAACAAAAAACUACCCCUCGAUAAGAACUCAACCAAUCAAUGAAGUCAAAUGAGGACAUGGGGUCUUCAACUAUAUACAACUUGGUUCAAGAUGACAAAUUACAAAGAAACACAUUUUUGAGCCUUUGGUUUGAAAGUUUCUAGUUAUCAAAGGAUCUUCUAUUUCUUUUUUUUCAAAUUGUUCAAAAGAGGAACAAAGGGGCUGCUCCUCAUACUUUUUUCUCUUUCCUUCCAACAAAGGACCCAUGCUAACCUAGCAAAGUCUUCCUUACUGAGGAAGGUAACACCUAAGAGGCACCUAAAAGGGAAAACAAAACAUGGCACAAAGACCUCGCCUUAACACAAUGUUGCAGAAUGUGGUCAAUUGUCUUUUCCUGAGUAUUUCAAAGGAAACAUCUAUUAACUAACUUCCAACCCCCCCUCUGAAGCAAAUCUAGAGUCAAAUCUUUUCCCCAAGACGCCACUUAAGCAAAAAAACUCGCCUUAGGCGGAACCCACCCAUUCCAAAUAGCCCCUAUUGAAAAAGGCACUGAUCUUCUAGGCUCCAGAACAAAGUAGAGAGACUUAAUGGAGAAAGUUCCACUUUUUGUCUCCAACCAAAUCACUUUAUUCACUUCUUCCCAAUUCACCACCUUAGCUUGUAGCCUCGAAAAUAAAUAUUCCACAAUCUUGAUCUCCUAAUCUGUUAGCCACCAAGAGAAUCUAGGAUUCUAAACACCCCUUUCAUUGAAUUAGAACCACAAAUCCGUCACCCACGCCUUUUUUGAACUAUGACAAAUAAAGAAGGAAAGGAAACACUUAAGAGCUCAUCCCCACACCAAAUAUCCUUCUAAAACUUUAUCCUCUUCUUGUUGCCCACAAAGAAGAAGACUCUAUAGUUGACUAUCUCUCCUAAUCUCCUUAUGGCCUUCCAUAACCCCACUUCAUAUCUGUCUCUCACUUCUUUAGAAGACCAACCCCCUUCAACCUUUCCAUAUUUACCACUAAUAAUUUGCCUUCAGAAAACCUCUUGUUUUGUUGCAAAACGUUAGUUCCAUUUGCAAAGAAGGACCUUAUUGAGUGAGGAAAGAUGCCUAACUCCCAAAUCACCUUAACCUUAUCUUCUCUCUUCACUAACUUAUCUUGUCAUUGUGAAAAAAAGUCUCAACAUUACUUAACUCCCAAUCGUUUAAGUCUCUAGAGAAACACAAAUUCCAAUGAUCGCCUACAACUGUCUCACCCCAUAAAUCCACCAUCUAAGCCUAUUUGGAUGAGGCUAGAGUGUACAAAGAUGGGAAGGACACAUACAAGAGUUCAUCCCCACAACAUUUGUCCUUUCAAAACCUCACCCUCCCAUUACCUACUUCAAAGGAUGGUCUACUAUCAAAAAGAUCCCACCCAUUUGUGAUAGUUUUUCAUAUUCCAACCCCACAUCCAAUUCUCAUAUUGCAAAAAUGUCGACUCCCUUCUUCCUUUCAAUACUUCCCCUAUAACUUGUUUCUAGAAAGCUUUCCCUUUGGAUGCAAAUCUCCAACUCCACUUUCCAAAAAGAGCUUGAUUAAGUGAUGAAAGAGAUCUAAUGCCCAAUCUUCUACUAUUAUCCAUGCAAACAAUUGUCCAUUUCACUAUACGCGGUUUUUUUCUCCAUUGCCUUACCUUUUUAUAGGAAAUCUCUUUAGAUCUUCUCGAGCCUCAGUUUGAGCUCUUAGGAAUGGUAAAGGACAUAUAAUAGAUGAGACACAUCCAACCUCUUGCCUUGAAGCUUGAUAGAUAAUCACUUUCGCUAGCCUCCUCUAGAAGACAACUCAAUGCUUCCAUCACCAACAUAAGUAAAAAAACUGGGAGGGGUUCCUUUGUCUUAAACCUUUGGAGCUUUGAGAAAAUUCGAAAGGUGUGUCACUAUAAGCAUAAGAAACAUUUUUGUGGAUAUGCACCAUUUAAUCCAUCUAAUUCAUUUCUUGUCGAGUUCCAUUUUUUUCAAGAAUUGCUAACAAAAAGGCUUAGUUAACAUAGUUAUAUGCCUUCCCAAUGUAAAGCUUACAAAUUACUUCAGUGAAAUUGCUCUUCAUUGUGGUAUCUAUAGCCUCAUUAGCUACAAGUGCUGCAUUUAGAAUUUGUUUACCCUUUACAAAAGCGUUUUGGAACUUGUAGACCACUUUCCCACCACUCUCUUUAGUCAUUUUGCCAGCACCUUAGCUAGAAGUUUAUGUAAACCACCCGUCGGGCUUAUGGGCUUGACAUCUUUUAAGUCCUUUGCAUCCCUUUUCUUUGGAAUUAGCACAAAAAUGUAACAGUUAGACUUCUUUCAAAGUUACCUUGAUCAUAAAACUCCCUAAAGCAAUCCUUCACCUUGCUUUUCACGAAGUCCCAAUUGAAAUGCCAAGAAGCCAUAGAGAAUCCAUCUGGCCUUGGAGCUUUAUCCUCACUUAAAUUCAAUAAAGUACUAAACACCUCCUCCAUUGAGAAUGCCACUUCUAAACCUUGUAUCUAAAGGUGUGAUUUUUAUUAGAAUCAUCUACCAAGUAAUUGUUUGAGAAAAAUGACUUUUAAAUGUAUAUUAAACACCUAAUUUUUGUAAGGAAACACUUUUAAGCAUUAGGAAGCUCUUCUAGCUUUCUCAAAAUUUCUCCCAAACAAGCUCUUAGUUGCAACUCUUCACUCUGGCUUUUGAACCUAUCAUAGCACCUCAGGGAGGCUGGAACAUGUAUCACGUACAGAAGAAAAGAGAGUAUUAAGAAAUUUUAUAGACGCCAACUAUAAUUAAAAGGUCAUGUAAUGCAUUAGGACCAGACUUGAGAGUGGAUAUAAAAAAGAUGAUUAAAUAUAUUCGGAUUAGUAAAAUGAUAGUCUUAGAAUUGAUUUAGCAUAUUAAUUCUUCAAAUUGUUCAAGAUUAUUUUGUUUAAUAGUGGGUAACUAAAUUAAACAGUAAUGUUCUGUUUAAUUACCAA
Messenger RNA from Vitis riparia (riverbank grape), 6038 nucleotides. RefSeq lists its product as uncharacterized. Lineage: Eukaryota; Viridiplantae; Streptophyta; Magnoliopsida; Vitales; Vitaceae. The transcript is spliced from 2 exons. The coding region runs from base 102 to 1166 and encodes 354 amino acids. The record is from RefSeq and is a predicted model, not a curated record.